AGGUUCUGUAAAAUAAUUUUAACUUGGUUACAACUAAAGGAUUUCCACUUAAAAAAAUAAUUGAUGAGACAACAUGACCUUUCAGAUUUAAGCGCAUGAUAGAAGCAGUGCAGUUGCAUUGGGGACACUGAGCUUGAUAGAUAUGGAGACGUUUAAUCCUCGUGAUUAUCGACAGCCCAGAGAGUGGCUGAGGCAAGAUAAAGGUCAAGCGACCCAAAACUAAAACUUUUCGUUGAGAAAUUAUUCAUUGCUUAAGGAUACUAGCAUGACUGAAAAGAAUUUUAAUAAUACGAGCUUAAAAUUGAUUGAAAUGCGCACGACUGAAAUUGCUUCAUUUUCACAGCAAUUAUGACCAUUAUAUAAAUGAAAGUCCAAUGUGGUAAUAAACAUAAUUAGUAGCUAACAUUACUUUUGAUGAUAAAUUACUGACAGCCUCCAUAUGCGCUCGAGUGCCGAUUGCUCCCACCAAAGGUGGUCUCACUGGUAUCAUAGCAACAAGUGGCACAUUUUUACACUCGAGUUGCAUCGCACAGAUUUUUGAUUUGACUAAUUGAACUUUUUCGGUCAGUCAAGAUUAUACCCGCGGAGUAGCACAACUGAAAAAAAAAAAGUUAGAAUUACACAAAAGGUUAUGUAAACAUGCCUAUAUAAGAAGUUUGCGAAAUUCAGUGCCAUCGACGGUUACAGACGUCAAAAAUAUCAACUGGGUCGGCAGUGAAUGAGUUAAUUGGACUCCGUUAUCCAAUGGAUAUAAUGGUACUGCAUCUUCAGGACAGUCUGUCUUCAAAUAUCUGCUCCCACAUUACAAGCUGUCUCACGAUUGGUUGGAAGACAGAGGAGGCAGGCGUGUGCGUGAACAUAAAAACACAGAUUUCCAUACACUCUGGUGUUCACUCAUCAUCUGCCUCCAUCCAAACAUUCCACGCCAAACACAUCCCAAAGCUUCUUCAGCAUGUCUCUUGAAGAAAAAGACAAGACCAAUGUGCGGAUUGUUUUUUUAGGAGCAGCAGGAGUGGGGAAGACAGCCCUCAUCCAGCGUUUCUUAAAGGACACUUUUGAACCUAAGCAUCGCCGCACCGUCGAGGAGCUCCACAGCAAGGAGUAUGAAGUCGGGGGCGUCAAAGUCAAUAUCAACAUCAUGGACACCAGCGGCAGCUAUUCUUUCCCAGCCAUGAGAAGGCUCUCCAUCCAGAAUAGUGAUGCCUUUGCACUGGUCUACGCAGUGAAUGACCCGGCAUCCCUGGAGGCAGUUAAGCGUCUGCGGGAUGAGAUCCUGGAGGUCAAGGAGGACAAGUACAUGCCUAUCGUUGUGAUAGGGAACAAGAUCGACCGUCAGCACGAGCGUCAGGUGUCGAGCGAGGAUGUUGUCUCCACAGUGGAGCUGGACUGGAAUAAUAGUUUUGUGGAGGCAUCUGCCAAAGAGGACAUUAACGUGCGACAAGUGUUCCGGGAGCUUUUACAGCAAGCUAAUUUGCCAAGCUGGCUCAGCCCGACACUGUGCCACAGGAGGGAAACCUUUCCCAAGGGGAAGGAUAAGAUGCCGAAAAUGAACAAGACCAACAGCUGCCUCCUAUCCUAACUUUGAGGACAUCAUCUAAAAAUUCACUGAAAUAAAAAUCGGUUUAUAAAAGGGAAGCUGACUGGAUGGAUGUAUUGUAUUGCUACUGAACAAGACCUCAAUGGAAGUGCUUCUAAAUAUAUGAUUUUAAAUAUGGACUUCUGUAUUUUCUUCGUCUUUUAUGAAAUGUCUGAAAAGCUUUCUGUGGAUUGAGAAUUAGUACUUAUGCCAGAACAUUUAAAAACAAUGCAUUUGGUUUGUCCAGUGGUUUUGUAAUGUCCUUCGAAAAUAAAGAAAGAAACAAAAUAUGAGUACCUCUUGAAAAUAAAC
Molecule: messenger RNA, 1888 nt
Organism: Syngnathus typhle (broad-nosed pipefish)
Lineage: Eukaryota; Metazoa; Chordata; Actinopteri; Syngnathiformes; Syngnathidae
Gene: rasd4
Product: rasd family member 4
Exons: 1
Coding region: 953-1579 (208 amino acids)
Molecular function (GO): GTP binding; GTPase activity
Source: RefSeq, a predicted model, not a curated record